Molecule: messenger RNA, 1636 nt
Organism: Glossina fuscipes
Lineage: Eukaryota; Metazoa; Arthropoda; Insecta; Diptera; Glossinidae
Product: tektin-B1
Exons: 4
Coding region: 274-1569 (431 amino acids)
Biological process (GO): cilium assembly; cilium movement involved in cell motility
Cellular component (GO): microtubule cytoskeleton; nucleus
Source: RefSeq, a predicted model, not a curated record
UGAAAACUUUUGACAACCGUUAUUGAUAUAUGAUAUUUCAAAUCAUUUCUAAGCAAUAGUUGCCUUGGAAAUCGGUUUUUAGCAUUAGCCACAGUUUUCUGUAUACUAGAUGCACAUAAAAAAUUCUGUGUCUAGUAUUGAUUUCAUUUUUAGACUGUCAAGAUAUAUAUUUCAAAAAUUUUUUGAAUAAGAAACUAAUUCAUUUUGUGGUGAAAACAUCGUCUAUAUUAACAUAUAUAUUUUUGUUCUAAAUUGUAUUGAGUUACAUUGAAAAUGGCAUUUCAAUCGUUAUUGGUUUUAGAGAAGCCUCUACAACAUUUGGCUUUGUCUGAUUGGAACAACCGUUUGAACACAUUGCGCAAUGUUGCUGACGCUCGUCGAGGUGACGCCUUUCGCAUACGUCACAGUUCCCGUAAUCUAAGAAAUGAAACGCGUAUCGAAGGUGACUGGACGAAUUAUGAAACUAACGAGGCUUUAGCCGAUCGUAUUUCUGAAUUAAACCGUUGGCGUGAUGCUAUAGCGAACACGUUUGAACGUAUUGAACGUGAAAUGAAAUUGUUAAGCGAAGAAAAAUGCUCAACUGAGCGUGAACUUGAAGCCAUGCAAAACCCUUUAUCGGUUAUAGGAGAAUGCCUAACCAUGAGAGAUUGCCGCUUGGGUGCUGAAAUGACCUACGAUGACGCUGAUACUGAAAUAAAGAAUGAACUUUCUGUUUUGGAAAACAACCAACGCUUGCUGGCCGAUCAAUGCCAGAAGGCUUGGGAAAAAUUGUGUCGUUUAGAGGAGGUUAAGUUCAAAUUAGGUUUGGAGAUAGGCAAUAAGGAAGAAGCAGAAGAUUUGGACAUGGCUCAAUUGGCUUUAGACAAAUUUGCGGCCAAUAUAACAUAUAAGCCGGACUCUACCAGAAUCCCUAAAAACUCUUGCUCAUAUCAAUCAUGGCUAGAACAUACGAAGAAUAUGAAGCAAUUAGCUGAAAAUGAAUUGGCUGAUACGUACGCCAUACGUGAGGCUUUGUUCGUGUGCCGCGAGAAGGCUCGGAAUAUGCUGACAUCGCAGCAAGAGAGAGCAGAGCAUAGUAUACGCAAGCGUAUAUUUGAAACCCAAAGAGCUCGUAAUGAGUUGGAAUGGCAACAGCUGAAGAUGAAAGAAGAGAUGGAGAAGGCUGUGUGUGAAAUUAAAACUUUAGAGCAGGCUUUGCGGGACAAAACUGACGGCUUAAAAUUGGCUGAGACUCGCUUGGAAAAUCGUGCCCAACGUUCUGGCAUGGAACUAUGCUUAGAUGAAGCCCAUGAUCAGCUUUGUCUAGAAGUACAUAAACUCCGCGACAUCAGGCGUCGUUUAAUAGAUAAAAUUGAUGAAGCUAAAACCAACUAUAAUCUGUUGGAAGAACAUGCUCAGAAGAUUGAUGUUGACCUCGAAAAUAAGCAGCAUUCUCUCAUGACCGACAUAAGGGCUUUAGAUUUGCGCCAACGCCUUAAAGGGGGGGAAUUUGGUGCUGCCAAACCAGCUGCACAAACUGAUCGCAACAUUGAAUUGACCAAAAUGGAAAAGGAAAUACCAAAAAAUUGAAAUUUCUGAUGACUUAAUUUUUUAUUUGUUUCCAUAAUAAACUUGAUAUGUUAUGCUUGUUUGCUUA